AUGGCGAAAAACUGCUUCGACCUCGAAACGAUGACGUAUUCCUCACCAAGACAACCCAUCCACCUUCCCACCGAUCCCGAUCUCUCCUUAACCUCUUUCCUCUUUCAAUCCACUUCCUCCGUCGCCGACUCCAUCGCCCUCGCGGAUGCUCAAACCGGCGACUCACUAACCUUCCGUCAACUUGAAACCCAAGUCACCGCCCUCUCCCACUCCUUACUCCGCCUCGACAUCCAACGAGGCGACGUUGUUUUGCUAUUCGCACCUAACUCCAUACGCUUCCCUGUCUGCUUCCUAGCUAUAGUUUCCAUAGGUGCUAUUGCCACCACCUGUAGCCCUUUAUACACCGUUUCCGAACUCUCCAACCAAAUCCAAGACUCCAAUCCCAAACUCGUCGUUACUGUAUCGGAGCUUCUACACAAAAUCGAACAAUUGCAUUUGAAUUUACCUUCAAUAUUGCUUGACGAUGCUUCAACCAGAGUAUUAUCAUCGAAUAUAUCCAGUUCUUUGGUUUGGGACUACAAUGAUCUUACCGGAGAGUCAAACAAGAGCUCCAACGAGAUUCAUGCAAACGGUGUGGUUUCGCAAUCCGACGUGGCGGUGAUUCUGUAUUCUUCGGGAACCACCGGAAGAAGUAAGGGAGUGAUGCUGACUCAUCGAAACUUCAUAGCUACGGCAUUGGCGGGAGCAGCGGAUCAGGAUUAUUACGGCGAGGGGAAGAAUGUGGCUUUAUGUUUGGUGCCCAUGCAUCACGUGAUGGGAUUGGCCGUGAUAACGUACACAUAUCUGCGGAGAGGGAAUACGGUGGUCUCAAUGGUUAGAUUUGAACUGGAGAAAGCUUUGGCAACUGUGGAGAAGUUUAGGGUGACGCAUUUGUCUAUUGCUCCACCGGUGAUGGUGGAGCUCGUUAAGCGGCGUCAAGUUGUGAGCCGUUAUGACUUGUCGCCCCUGAAAAGGCUCGCCUGUGGUGCCGCUCCUUUGGGAAAAGAUGUGAUGAAGGAGUGUGCUAAAAUUCUACCUCAAACUAAAAUUGUUCAGGGGUAUGGCUUGACAGAAGCAUGUGGACUUGUUUCCGUAGAAAAUUCAAGGGAAGAAUGGUUCAUUUGUGGUUUAGGUUCAAGUGGAGCACUGCUUUCAAGUGUAGAAUCCCAAAUUGUUAGUUUAGAAACAUCGAAGACCCUACCACCGAAUCAAGUAGGAGAGAUUUGGUUACGAGGACCUACUAUGAUGAAAGGAUAUUUCAACAACCCAGAAGCAACAAAGCACACGAUUAAUGAUGAGGGAUGGAUGAUUACAGGAGAUCUUGGAUAUUUUGAUGAAAAGGGACAGUUAUUUGUUGUAGAUAGAAUAAAAGAGCUUAUCAAGUGUAAUGGAUAUCAAGUGGCACCAGCUCAACUUGAAGACUUGCUAGUUACUCAUCCUGAAAUUUCUGAUGCUGGAGUGAUCCCAUCCCGCGAUGCCAAUGCUGGUGAGGUUCCUGUGGCCUUUGUUGUCCGAUCUCGCAAUAGCUCAAUAACUGAGGAAGACAUUAAGAAAUUUGUAGCAAAACAGGUUGCACCAUACAAAAGGUUGCGGAGAGUAACUUUUAUAGACAAAAUUCCAAAGUCAAUCACAGGAAAGAUUUUAAGAAAGGAUCUCGUAAGUUUAGAUCGACAAAAGACAUCAAAAUUAUAG
Molecule: messenger RNA, 1671 nt
Organism: Lathyrus sativus (Indian pea)
Lineage: Eukaryota; Viridiplantae; Streptophyta; Magnoliopsida; Fabales; Fabaceae
Source: the annotation of a GenBank genome assembly